AUGUCUUCCGGCGUCAACAACAGUCUGUCGGCAGGCUCAGGCCAUGACCCGACCGUGACACAAGUUGACUACCCCAGAUAUUCCGCCACCCUCUACUCUGAGGAUUUUUCUCGACUAGUCGGCGAUGGUCUGAACGACUGUAGCAUACAAGAGCGAAAGCACUUCCUGGAGUGCGAGAGACAACGUGUCAAUUUUUUUCUAGGCCUUGUCUGCAAAGCGCACAAGGACAACUGCGCAAAUAUCAAAAACAAGUAUCAGUCAACCCAGGACAAGAACCCGACACCCGAUGUCAAAGACAGCGUUCGAGGGAGCGAGCGCCUGGGAAUCAUUACGGCAGAUCUGAUAGCUUCAUUUCGCUUCACACAGAAGCUUGAGCUGUUGAUGAAAGUUGACGGAGACAUUGAUACGACGCAAAAGACCAAGAAAUGUGCCACAGGCACCACAGAACUCAAAGCCUUGCCUGCCGAUAGCAAGCAAUUUGGAACUGCAACCUCACGACAAAUGCCAGUCCCUGAACGUCUGGUGAACAUGGAGAUGUUUCACAUUGUCACCAACAUGCGUCAAGAACAACAUAACCAGGCUUGUAGUAGCCCUGUCGAAGACAAUGGCAGGGCAUGUCCACCCAUGUCGCCAUUCGGGCCAUGUGCUGGCAACAGCAGUAUAGUGAAUGGCGUAUCGAGAGUUACACAAAGCUGUGCAGAUGGCUACAUGGAGGCAGAACCUGACAAGCCUAUGCAGUCCCCUAAGGCUGUUCCCACAGCAGGUGCCAUUCCAACUGCCGAACAGGCAGAACCGGGUUGCGAUCCAUUCAGGAACGUGUAUCUGCAGGCUGUCGCAUAUUUCGGAAACAACUCAAGCAGCCCAUAUGCUUCGAGCUGUCACUCAAGCAGCUCACAUGCUUCGAUAUGCCGUAACUGGGAGCUGGAGAGCGAGCAGGAAGCUGCCAUCUUCAAGGCAACCCAUGUGCCAGCAGACACCAGUGAACAAAGAGAAGGUACGCUCAUCAGCCUGGACGAUGAUGACAACUAUGUGGACCAGCGAAGACCGGACGAAUUGCUGCCCAAAAGCUCAGAAGAAGCUAGACGAGAGUAUCUGGAGAAAUUACGCAGAGACGAGGGCAUGCAGACCUACGACAUCGGCGACACCAGUCUGAACAGGGACAAAGUCGACAACACACAGCCUCUUGAUGUCGGCGACGCCAGUCUGAACAACGAAUAUGGAACCCGUAUCAUCCACGAAUCUCAGCCUAUCUCGGAACUGGCCGCACGCGCUCUUCCCAUGACAACUCCAACGCCAGCUGGGCGCUAUAAGAUGAAACGAUGCCCCAGGUUCGUCCCGAAUGAGGACUUUGUGGAUCGGCUCUAUGACAACGAGCAAGACCGCCAGGCUGCCAUGAAACUUCACAAAGAUUCUCAAGGCCACAUCUCGUCAACUUUCCAGUACGGUGUUCAGUACACACCCAACAUCCCAGCUGCAAUGAUUAUGUGGGAGCACCGACAACGUGACUACGAGUGCUCUUCCGUCGUCAUAUCUGGCCUACCGCGGAAGAUAGCGUAUCGGUACCUGAUGCCACUAGUCCGUGGCGGGAAGAUCCUGCAUAUCAUCAUCAUAGACACCACUGCUUUCGACACUGGGGAUACGGCAUUCGUUGUGUUCGCCGAGUGGAGGGACGCGCAUGCAUAUGUGGACUUUGCCAAGAAGAACCCUGCUUGUAUUAGGGUCCAAGGCAAGCAAGCACGUGUCAGUCUCGCCGGAACCCCGACACACCCGGGCCUUCUCAAGCGAGACCCUAUAUAUGGGCAGUCGCGUCUUCUUCAGCUCGGAUGGUUUCCCCGAGACCGUUGUCAUAUGAUCUUCGAGGGCGUCGAGGAAUGCUUUCUAUCUGUAGAGGACGCACUCGAGGACGCGUGGAUCGAUGGAUGUGAGGUCGUUUUCAUGCUUUUUAGCAGGGUCGAGUACGCGAAGCGAUUCCACAAAUUCAUCCACCGUCGUCCGCAAUUUGAAGACAAAAGAGGUAGCCUAGACUACCUCGAUGACCCAUGUGAAGGGUCUUUGGAUGACUUGCGCGCACCUGCUUCGCUGGCCAGAUUUGCCAGUGGUCAAGAAUAUCCGAGUUUGCUGGAAGAGUGGAUGGCGAUCAGGAAGCGAGGCGCAAAUAGAUUUGCGCCUCGACCCAUGGCAUCGGAUCUUCAGCCAGUCCACCCAGGGUAUCGAAUCACUCCGUUGGAAAUCAUUUCUUCACUGGCAACGGGUCAGACUAUUAUUUCCACUGAGCAGACUGUCCUUGUUCACAAUCAAGGUGUGCCAGCUGGCACCAACAACCACCCGGGGCGCGAUUCAUCUGAUCCCGACCACCAAAUCGACCGUGCCCCCCCUACGGGCCAGACUGAGACAAUGGAUAUCCUCGCCGCCGAUCCCGAGCCUGAGGAGUUCGAUGUUAAGCCACAGACUUGGAGCAUAGAUAUCUUCAUGUCAGAAGACGAGCUCCGGCAGGGCUUCUCUUCGUGUUCGUUGGAGCACUACAAGAGAAAGUACGGCUAUACCGAAUUCAAGGAAAGCCGCGAGGGCUGGGAGCGCGAUUGGCCGUACGUUGGCCAGAUCAGAGAUCGCAAGCCAAAUAUGACUGAGGACCGUUGGAUUUCGAAAUUGGUCUUGCCGCGAGACAAGGGGCCGAUCCAAGCUCUCUGCGAUAGAGAUGAUCACUCGCAUGUACUCAAAUCGGAGCUCGACAAGGUCAUCUGGGAAAAGCCGGUUCAGGCAAUCCCACUCAGCGAAGCAAAAGAACGCUACUGGCCCAUAUAUCAGGACAUGAAACGCAGCGAGGCGUACCGGAAGUCCAAAGACUUUGCUGACGACCAGUACCCUCCUGAUGGUAUGAAAUGGGAGGAUCUGCCCGAACUCGUCGAUGGCGAGAGCUGGCCGAAGCCCGAAGAUGGCCCGGACUGGCGCAAGGACUUCUUUGACCUCCUCGCCAAGUAUCAUCCCAGUUCAAGCGAGUAG
This is a messenger RNA of Neoarthrinium moseri, 3000 nucleotides long. RefSeq lists its product as uncharacterized. The record is from RefSeq and is a predicted model, not a curated record. The coding region runs from base 1 to 3000 and encodes 999 amino acids. The transcript has a single exon. NCBI's taxonomy places the organism in Eukaryota, Fungi, Ascomycota, Sordariomycetes, Amphisphaeriales, Apiosporaceae.